This is a messenger RNA of Penicillium cinerascens, 1260 nucleotides long. Its product is annotated as DUF2461 domain-containing protein. The transcript is spliced from 8 exons. Bases 1 to 1260 code for a protein of 419 amino acids. Lineage: Eukaryota; Fungi; Ascomycota; Eurotiomycetes; Eurotiales; Aspergillaceae. The record is from RefSeq and is a predicted model, not a curated record.
AUGCCUCGACGAUCAUCUCGGCCCGCUCCCGCGUCCCCGGAAGCGCCUGGGGCGGCGCUCAAACGACGCGCCUCGGCGCGAUUGUCCGCCUCGCAGGGCGAGGUUAAGCGGAUCAAGUCCAACGCCGACCUGUCUGGAGUAAAGUCCACGACCAAAAAGAGCAAGUAUUUUGAGCCCGAUAGCUCCGCUGAGCCUGAGGAAAGCGAGAGCGAUGGAGACUCGGGCUCCGCCUAUGAGGAACAGGAACAGGAAGAGGACCCGCAGUCCUCCGAUCAUCAGUCGGAGCCUGAAGAGCCCUCCGACAGCGAGGAUGAGCCGAAGACUGCGAAGGGAAAGCAGGGCCGCAAAGCCACGUCGGACGCACACGCGCUAAAGGGCAAAGAACUUUGGCGCGAGGGCGUGCGGACAGGUCUGGGGCCCGGGAAAGAGGUAUCCAUCCCCAAACCCAAGGCGCGCGACGCGGGCAAUGUGACAUAUGAAGACGAGACGCUGCACCCCAACACGAAGCUAUUCCUGCAGGAUCUAGCGCAGAAUAACGAACGCGAGUGGCUCAAGGCGCAUGACCCCGACUACCGCGCGGCAAAGAAAGAUUUUGAAACGUUUGUUGAGACGCUGACUCCGAAGAUCGCCGGCGUGGACGGCACCGUUCCUGAACUGCCCGUGAAGGACUUGGUCUUUCGCAUUCACCGAGAUAUUCGGUUCAGCAAGAAUCCUCUUCCGUACAAGCGGGUCGGCCGCGUUCUUGUUACCGUGAUGCUCGUUAGCGGCACGCUGACGGAUGAACAGAUUCACUUCUCUGCAGCCUGGUCCCGCACGGGCAAGAAAGGCCCUUAUGCUGCGUACUAUGUCCAUUUCCAGCCCGGCUCUUGUUUCGUCGGCUGCGGUCUCUGGCACCCGGAGGCUGAACCCCUGGCACUGCUCCGAGGGGAUAUCGACGAGAACGCACAUCGCUGGAAGGAAGUUCUCGGGGCGCCGGCGAUGCGCCGCGAGUUUCUGAACGGAGUGUCUGCUGAUGAAGACGCGGUCGUGGAAGCCUUUACUCGUCACAACAGGGAGUCUGCCCUAAAAACCAAGCCUAAGGGCUACGAAGCCGACAACGCCAACAUUCUGCUACUACGACUGCGCAGUUUCACGAUUGGAAGGCCUAUCUCAGACAAAGAGAUGUUGGCGCCGGAUGCGCAGGACCGGAUCGCCGCCCUGGUUGGGGUCAUGGAGCCCUUUGUGACGUAUCUCAACAGUAUCGUGAUGCCCGAUAUGUAG